AGUCGUCGCGCUGCCUAAUGCGACCACCCCGUUGACAAAUAGCGGCGAUAGCGAUCGACCGUGGAUGACUCCACCGACGAGGGCGCGGAGCGCGGUAUGAAGUGCGAGGACCCGUGCCUGGCUGAGCGAAAAUAUUGGUGUUUCCUGCUUUCCUCCAUUUGCACCUUCUUGGCGGGAUUGCUCAUCGUCCUGAUAUGGAGGCUCUUCGCCUUCUUGUGCUGCCGGAAGGAGGCGGACCUCGGGCCCAACGAUCCCAAGCAGAAGGAGCAGAAGGCCGCGAGGCAGAACAAGCAGGAAUUCGAGGGUACUUUCAUGACGGAGGCCAAGGACUGGGCAGGAGAGCUGAUUUCAGGGCAGACCACGACAGGGAGAAUCCUGGUCGUCCUAGUGUUUAUUCUAAGCAUAGCUUCACUAGUUAUUUACUUCAUAGAUGCCUCAAAUGAAUGCGUGGAACGCUGUCUACAGUGGAGUGAUAAUAUUACUCAACAAAUCGACCUUGCCUUCAACAUAUUUUUUAUGGUCUAUUUUUUUAUAAGAUUUAUAGCAGCUAGUGAUAAGUUAUGGUUCAUGUUAGAAAUGUAUUCAUUCGUAGACUACUUCACGAUACCCCCGUCCUUCGUCUCAAUUUAUUUGAAUCGCACGUGGAUCGGUCUACGAUUCCUGCGUGCCCUGCGUUUAAUGACUGUACCAGAUAUUUUACAAUACCUCAACAUACUGAAGACUUCCAGUUCCAUACGUCUUGCUCAGUUAGUGUCCAUAUUCAUAUCAGUAUGGCUUACAGCGGCUGGAAUUAUUCAUCUGCUGGAAAACUCCGGUGAUCCUCUAGAGUUCAGUAAUGAAAAUCCGUUGCCAUACUGGACUUGUGUAUAUUUUUUAAUUGUAACUAUGUCAACCGUUGGAUAUGGAGACGUGUACUGCCACACUGUUUUAGGAAGAACUUUUCUAGUGUUUUUUCUUCUAGUCGGCUUGGCGAUAUUCGCCAGUUGUAUCCCCGAGAUCAUUGACUUAAUCGGGACUAGACCAAAAUAUGGUGGCACACUGAAGAACGAGAGAGGCCGAAGGCACAUUGUGGUUUGUGGACAUAUAACAUACGAGUCAGUUUCGCAUUUUCUAAAGGACUUUCUUCACGAAGAUAGAGAAGAUGUGGAUGUUGAAGUUGUGUUCUUGCACAGGAAACCGCCGGACCUUGAACUGGAAGGUCUCUUCAAGAGACAUUUCACAACUGUAGAAUUCUUCCAAGGUACCAUUAUGAACCCUAUUGAUCUGCAGAGGGUUAAGGUACACGAAGCAGAUGCUUGCCUAGUCCUGGCAAAUAAGUACUGCCAAGAUCCAGACGCUGAAGAUGCAGCCAACAUCAUGAGGGUCAUCUCCAUUAAAAAUUAUAGUGAUGACAUUAGAGUUAUUAUACAAUUAAUGCAGUAUCAUAACAAGGCUUAUCUACUAAACAUUCCAUCUUGGGACUGGAAACAAGGAGACGACGUCAUUUGUUUGGCGGAGCUGAAAUUAGGCUUUAUAGCACAGUCUUGUCUAGCCCCCGGAUUUUCUACGAUGAUGGCAAACCUGUUUGCCAUGCGAUCCUUCAAAACGUCUCCAGACAUGCAGGUGUGGACCAAUGACUAUUUGCGCGGAACAGGAAUGGAAAUGUAUACAGAAACUCUCAGCCCCUCAUUUAUAGGCAUGCCAUUUGCUCAGGCCACAGAGUUAUGCUUCACGAAACUCAAACUUCUCCUGCUAGCUAUCGAAGUGAAGGGAAUUGAAGGAGCGGAUACGAAAAUUUCAAUCAACCCACGAGGUGCAAAGAUCGUCGCUAAUACUCAGGGAUUCUUCAUAGCACAGUCAGCAGAUGAAGUGAAAAGGGCCUGGUUUUACUGCAAAGCUUGCCACGAAGAAAUCAAAGACGAAACACUAAUCAAGAAGUGCAAGUGCAAAAACUAUGUUGGAAUGAUCUUGAUGCAAACUGGCAUGGUUAAACAGGGCCUAAACUACCAAAGAUACUUGGAUGAUGACCAUCAUCCUCCUCCUACUUUCACACCACCAGAGUUGCCCAAGAAGGUUCAUGUCCGAGGUGAUAUGAAUCGACAUGAUGAUGUACAUUUGGGACAUCGCAAUCAGAAUCAUCGUAACAGCGCAAUACCAAUGGCCAACAUGGUGAACUCGACGAAACAAGUGAACAAGGUGAAACCGAACAUUACUAGAUCUGCAACAGACAAUAUGGUAUCACCAAGUUAUAAUUCUAGAGCGCCGGAGCAAGAACCGACAUCUUACGCCGGCUAUCAUCUAGCCUAUGAAGUGAAAAAACUCAUGCCAACAAGCAGAAGUAGUGGAGGAACGAACCAAAAUAAUAAUGGAGUGGCACUACCAGUUGGUUUGGCCGACGAUCAAGCCAAAGAUUUUGAUUUUGAAAAGACUGAAAUGAAAUACGAUAGCACUGGAAUGUUUCAUUGGGGACCUGCAAAAAAUUUAGAAGAAUGCAUACUGGAUAGAAAUCAAGCAGCAAUGACUGUAUUAAAUGGACAUGUGGUGGUUUGUUUGUUUGCUGAUCCGGAUUCUCCUCUCAUAGGGUUACGAAAUUUAGUAAUGCCGUUAAGAGCCAGUAAUUUCCAUUACCAUGAAUUAAAACAUGUAGUAAUAGUCGGCUCGGUGGAUUAUAUAAGAAGAGAGUGGAAAAUGCUACAAAAUUUACCAAAGAUAUCUGUUCUUAAUGGUUCUCCUUUAAGUAGAGCAGAUCUCCGUGCUGUGAAUGUAAAUUUAUGUGAUAUGUGUUGCAUCUUAUCAGCAAAGGUACCAAGCAAUGAUGAUCCAACGUUAGCGGAUAAAGAGGCUAUUUUGGCAUCUCUAAAUAUUAAGGCAAUGACUUUCGAUGACACAAUAGGUGUGCUGAGUCAAGCCAAUGGUACAAAUGAAGCUGGGACACCCGUUGGUAGUCCAAUAAUUCUUCAAAGAAGAGGAUCUGUUUACGGAGCAAACGUACCUAUGAUAACUGAAUUAGUCAACGACAGUAAUGUACAAUUUUUGGACCAAGAUGACGACGAUGAUCCCGAUACUGAAUUGUACUUAACGCAGCCUUUUGCAUGUGGUACAGCUUUUGCUGUUAGUGUUUUAGAUUCAUUAAUGUCUACUACUUAUUUUAAUCAAAAUGCCUUAACGUUAAUUCGGUCUCUGAUAACCGGAGGUGCUACACCUGAACUGGAAUUAAUUUUAGCUGAAGGUGCAGGCCUUCGAGGAGGAUACAGCACUGCAGAUAGCUUGUCAAACAGAGAUAGAUGUCGAGUAGGCCAGAUAUCUCUAUACGAUGGUCCUCUAGCACAAUUUGGGGAGACGGGAAAAUAUGGUGAUCUAUUUGUUGCCGCUCUUAAACAAUUUGGUAUGCUUUGCAUAGGACUCUAUAGGUUUAGGGAUACAAGUUCAUCAUGUGAUGCUAGUAGUAAAAGAUACGUUAUAACCAAUCCGCCAGAUGAUUUCCAGUUAUUACCCACAGAUCAGGUAUUCGUUUUAAUGCAGUUUGAUCCGGGAUUAGAAUACAAGCAAGUCAGAGGGCGAACAGGCACAGGUCAAGGCAGUGGCACAGGAGGAGGGGGAACCAACAAAGAUGAAAACUCUUGACUACUACUAUGUAGCGCCCUUACAGAUGGACCCUAUUCAUAUAUAUAGAAAAAUAAAAGUGGUCCAAAAUAAUUAUUAUACCCACCAUUCCAGAAUCCUUUUCCAAUUUGUAUGUUUACUGUUAUCUUAAAUAUGUCUUAAUUAAUAUUUUUCAAAUGAUGUGUUUUCAUGCUUACCAUAUGUAAAUAUAUCAUACCAAAAGCGGUUUUUUUUUGUGUACAUAAAAGUGUAUUUUUUUAAUUUGACCUUUAAUACCUGUAGAUUAUAAAUGGUUACCAAUAUUUUUUCAUUAUACAUUUGGAAAAUUUUGUGUCCCAAGUUUGAAAUAAUCACUGAAAAUUCUUGACCAAACCAAAUUUAAAGCUUUUUUUCACUUGAUUUUAAAAAUUAAUAUUUAUUUUUUUAUGAUUUAAAAUUAUAAUUAUACAAUUAAUCUUACCCAUAAUCGGAAGUCAUAUUGUUAAUUUUUACGUAUACAUAUUAUUUUUUUGGGAUGCGUAAUUUUUCAACACAACUCAAAUAAAUGGAUAUUUUUAUGUUAAGUUAAUUUUAAGUUUGCUAUGUCGUUUCAUUUUAGUUUCAGUUAAGCGUAUGCCAAUUGUAUUACUAAUUUUGUAGAUACAAUUUCUUCGUGUGGGUGUUUUACUAACAAAUUAUCUGUGAGGCGCUACUAUAAUAUUCUCUGCUAACUCUACUCUGGACUCUCUAAUGCUUUAAUUUCCAUGUAAGAACAUUAUAAAAAAAAUACGUUAAUACAUUAACAUCGAUAAAGACAAAGACAGUUUUAAUAAAGUUUUGUAUAUAUAGUUCUUACUGUGACGCAAUUUUUUUAAAAAUAUAUAUAAAGCUGUUGUGCCAUUUGUAAAUAGACUGAAUGAUAAAUGAGCUUUUUUAUAGAAUGUGUAAAUGAUGUAGAUAUUUGUUAGAAAAGUGCAGAGGUGGGUAUAUAAAGACCUAAUUGUUAUUGUGGGAUUUGUUUUUAUAUAUAGAUUCUCGUUAAUUACAUAUUUAAUAUGAAGUGAGUGCAGUCACAAUCCAUUUUUCAAUAACUUAUCAAUAUAAAAUCAUAUUUUUUGAUACUUUAUAUAAGAAAGUUUUCUGCCAAUCCAAUGACUAGGUACGUGAUGAGGCUAUAAAAUAACGAGACUAAUCCUGUAAAACUUUUUAUUUUAAAUUUUUGCAUACUUGAUUAUUGUCCCCUUACACCGGCUCCAUGCAAAUGUUACAUUGUACAAAACAAUGCUGGAUGUCUUUUUUCUGUAAGCUCGUUCACGGCACGUGCUUUCUUCUUUCGCAGCUUCAAGGGACUGAAAUCUUGUUCCUUUUAUUGCGGAUUUGACCUUGGAGAUCAGAUAAAUAUCACAUGGUGCCAGGUCAGGCUAGAAACAUCUUGACAGACAAUGCAGUGUGAGUCUGUGCGUUGUCCUGAUGAAGAUCCCACAAUUUGUGUCUUUUCUGAUUGUUUUCACGAAAUUUAGCAAGAAUCUCGAGGUAGUAAUGCUGAUUAACAGUUUGACCUUCAGGAACUGAGUGAAGAUACACAAUCCCAUGGAUAACGAACUAAACAAUCAUCAUUGCUUUGAAUUUUGAUUUGCCCAUGUGAGUUUUUUUAGCUCUUCCAACGCAUGGAUUGACGAUUAGUUUCUGGAUCAUAAGUGAAAAAUCAAGAUUCAUAGCAUGUUAUCACUUUUUCCAAGAAGUUCGGGUCAUUUUCAAUGACAUUUAAAAUGUCACUACAAAUAUUUUCUCGAACUUCUUUUUGUUCGAUUGUGAACAUUUUCGGCACCACUUUCGCUCACAUUUUUUUAAUGUUCAAAUUCUCGUGUAUUUGCCUUACACAUUCUUUGUCAAUUCCUACAGUUUCAACAAUAGACGAAGAGAUAACCGACGGUCAGAUCGGAUCAGAUUAGCAAUGUUUUCAAUAUUUUUAUCCAUUUUUGACGUGAAAGAACUCCCGGACGUGCGUCAUCUUCAACGCUUUCUCGACCAUCUUGAAAACGCUUAAACGACUCAAAAACCCCGCGCAAGUGCUAAUAAUUAAUUGCUAUAUACUUCUCUUCAUAAAAGAUACGUUUCAGUAACGGUUUUUCCAAGUUUCGUAUGGAAUUUCACAACAAUUUGCUGCUCUAUAACUUAUCAUUUUUCCGGCAGAACAAAAAAUAGAUCUUAUACAAACUAAGUCCAUGGCGAAACUAGUAUGUUUGCAGACACGAUAAAGGCGGGAAUCGGAAGAGAAGGCUUCACACCACUCAGCUGUCGAUCGUACGACUUUGACGCAGUUCGACUAUAGUAGCAUUAGUAUCGUUAUUUUAUAGCCACACCCCAUAUACAUAUAUUUUUAAGUUUUACUCUUUAACAAUUGUUAAAUACUCUAUUUGAAAAUUCUAUUGACUUGUUGAAAUUUCCUUUUAAAAAUAUAAAUUAGUAGGUAUCUAUUUUAUUGAUUCGUAGCAGUAUAUUUGUAUGUACAAUAUUAGAUAAAUUUAACAAUUCAUAUAAAAAAUAUAUACAGGAUGUCUCAUAAUUAGCUGCCAACCCUGAA
This is a messenger RNA of Anoplophora glabripennis (Asian longhorned beetle), 6145 nucleotides long. It is a transcript of the gene slo, whose product is annotated as calcium-activated potassium channel slowpoke. Gene Ontology annotation, cellular component: postsynaptic membrane. Gene Ontology annotation, biological process: potassium ion transport; transmembrane transport. The record is from RefSeq and is a predicted model, not a curated record. The coding region runs from base 97 to 3603 and encodes 1168 amino acids. Gene Ontology annotation, molecular function: large conductance calcium-activated potassium channel activity. The transcript is spliced from 26 exons. NCBI's taxonomy places the organism in Eukaryota, Metazoa, Arthropoda, Insecta, Coleoptera, Cerambycidae.